Pogoniulus pusillus (Red-fronted tinkerbird) is the source of this 1746-nucleotide messenger RNA. RefSeq names its product UTP3 small subunit processome component (gene UTP3). NCBI's taxonomy places the organism in Eukaryota, Metazoa, Chordata, Aves, Piciformes, Lybiidae. Gene Ontology annotation, cellular component: nucleolus; small-subunit processome. The transcript has a single exon. The coding region runs from base 78 to 1670 and encodes 530 amino acids. Gene Ontology annotation, biological process: maturation of SSU-rRNA from tricistronic rRNA transcript (SSU-rRNA, 5.8S rRNA, LSU-rRNA). The record is from RefSeq and is a predicted model, not a curated record.
GGAAGCGGAAGCGGCGGCGGGAAGCGGAAGCGGCGCGGCGGGAAGCGGAAGCGCGGCGGCAGUUCCGGUGCGCGGCCAUGCGGACCCGGCGCGGUACGGGGCUGCGGCGGCCGCCCCGCUCUGCUCGGCAGCAGCAAGAGGAGGAGGAGGAGGAUGGCGGCGAGGAAGCACCGGGAGGCCAGGCGGGCCCCGAGGAGCUGGCCGAUGAGGUGGAGAACUUCCAUGAGACGCAGUUUCGGGCGGUGAUGGCGGCCCUGGAGAGCGGGGAGGAGGCUGGGGACAGCGGGGAGGAGGAGGAGGAGGAAGAAGUGCUGGGGCUGCAGCUGCCCGAGGACAGCGAGGAGGAAGAUGGAGACGCUGAGGAGGAUGAAGAGGAGGAGGUACAGGAGGUGAAUCUUUACCUGGACCACAGCGCGGAAGAGGCUGGAGGUGAGGAGGAGGAGGACGGAGAGGGUGAGGAGGAGGACGGAGAGGAUGAGGAGGAGGAGGAAGAUGAGGACGAGGACCCGUCCAUAGAAAGUGACUUGGAGGAGCGCCAUCAGGACCCCAAUCUCCCUCAUGAGCUCUCCUGGGGGAAACGCAAGCAGCUCUACUACGACACGGACUAUGGGGCUGAUGCCCAGGCCAAGGGCAAGCGCAGUCAGCAAGAGGUCGAUGCUGAGGAGCAGGAGGAGGAGCAGGAGGCACAAGUCAUCCAGAAGAGGUUGGUGCAGGACUUGGGGGAGGAUGAUUAUGGGCUGGAUGUUAUCCAGGGCUAUCUGCCUGAGCAGCAGAAAACUCCGGAUAGCAAGGGACAAAAGAUCGCCAAAGAUUUGCAGGCUCUUUCUAAGAAGGAGCAGCUGAAACUGCUGAAGCAGGAGUCCCCUGAGCUCCUGCAGCUGAUUGAGGACUUUGAAGUCAAGCUCAUGGAGCUGAAGGAUGAGCUGCAUCCGCUGCUGCAGAUGGUCAGAAGUGGGACCAUCCCCCAGGGCAAGGGCAGUCGCUAUUUGCAGACCAAGUAUCAGCUCUACUUGGAUUACUGUGCCAAUAUCAGUUUCUAUUUGGUUUUGAAGGCCAAGAGGAUGCCAGUUCAUAGUCACCCCGUGAUCGAGAGGUUGGUGGCUUACAGGAGCCUCAUCAAUGAGCUGGCAGUUGUGGACCAGAAGUUGUCCUCCCAAGUUAGGAUGCUUUUGAAAAGCUUCUAUGAUAAGAAGGAAGAUAAAUUACGGAGGGAAAAGAAGUUUGCUGUGUUUCUCCCACUGGACAACAAGAAAAGCACCUCAAAACGCCGUGGUGCACUUGCCAGUGGCUGGGAUGCUGGUGCCGAGCCAUCAGAUGAGUCGGAACCGGAUGAAGAGGCUGCGCUGAAGUACUAUAGGAUGAUGGAGGAGAAGCUGAAACGCAAGAGGAAGAGAACAGAGGACGCGCUUGAAGGAGGAGACCUGUCGGAAGGAGAAGAGGAUCCAAGUAAGAAGAGAGGCGUGACCUACCAGAUGAUCAAGAACAAAGGGCUGACUCCCAGGAGGAAGAAGAUCGACCGCAACCCGCGGGUGAAGCACCGGGAGAAGUUCCGGCGAGCCAAGAUCCGCCGCAGGGGGCAGGUGCGGGAGGUGCGCCGGGAGCUGCAGCGCUACGGCGGGGAGCCCUCCGGCAUCCGCGCCGGCGUCAAGAAGAGCAGGAAGCUGCAGUGAGACUGCUGCCUUGCACCUGGCUUCCACUGCUCCCCGUAGCACUGCUGUGUCCAAUAAAGAUCUCAUAAAAACGGUG